CAUUUGUGAAACAUGAAAACAGAAUUCAGAACUGGGAAACCUGGGGGUGGUGGUUAGGGAGACACAUAGGGGAGACAUCAGAACAAUACACAUACAGUACCUUAUAAAACCCGCCUUUCUUUUUUAUCGCCUAAACAAGCAUUUAUUAGUUUUUGUUCCUUUUUAUUAUACAGUUUUUUCAUCCAAUCGUUUGAGAAGGGUGCUGAGAAGUUUAUAAGUGUAGUUUUGCAUAAAAAAGCACACGUGAUCCAAGAAUGAAAGGACAGCAAGUAUUUCAUCUACUUUUCCAAGGUGUUCUGCUGUAUGAGACUUUGGCAUGGGAAGUGAGAAUGCCAACAGAAAUUCAUGGCCUCAGAGGUUCCUGUCUGGUUAUACCGUGCUCUUACUCUUACACUUCAAACCCACCAACUAACCCACGUAGAGUUGUGUGGUAUCAGUGGGUGUCGAAAGGCUUCCCUUUAGUUUAUGAUCCCUUGAAUCCAGACAGUGUCAUUGACAAGUUCAGAGGAAAAACUGAUAUAUAUAACCCUACAAACUCAGAUCGAGAUUGUAGUCUGCUGAUCAAAAGCGUGGAUCCGUCUCACAAUGGAGAAAAAAUAUAUACAUGGAUUGACCCAGAAAAUAUUGGAUGGCGCACCUAUAAGUUUUAUGACGUCACCUCCACGAUUAUUGUUGACACAAAUCCACAGCAGCCCAUCAUCAAUAUUUACGGAGACGCCAAGACCGGUGACAACAUCACAGUAGCGUGUUACACCUACCACACCUGUCCGUACAGCAAACCAAACAUCAUUCUGAAGGGUAUUGAAGGAUCUGAUGUAAUAGAUGAUGUCCGUAUGGAAAAUGGUCAAUGGAAAACCACUUUGACACGCACCGGUGUUGUGAAGGCUGAACGCUCAAAUAUUGAGUGUAAUGUAACACAUCAUGGAGGCAUAACAGCAAGAGCUACAAAAUGUAAGUAAAAAAAUUAUACGCAUUAAAAGGCAUACAUCUGCCUCUGUUUUAUCUGUGUGUUAUUUUCAAAAAUUAUAUGUUCUGGAACAGAAACAUUUAUUUAAAAUAAUGGUAACCGGUUAAUGCCAUUAUUUUUUCGUUCUUUGACAAGAUUUCGGUGCAAUACUCGAUGAAGUUCAUUUUCGGCGUCGUUGACUCAUCAGAGAAGUGAGAAGCUUGCCGCCAGCAAGUAGCCAAGCCCAAGUCUGUAAUGCUCAAUCAUAAGAGGGAAAUAUUGUAGGCAACCAAGUAUCUCAAGAUGUUUGUUUUUUACUAAUAAGUGGUGAAACGGAUCGCAGUUGAUCCGGGAUCCGUACAGAUCACGACUCACGGUUCGGCUCGCAUGCGAUUCACGGAUUAAUAGGCAAAUUUAAAUAGGGUGAAAGUUGAUCAUUUGCACGUGUUUCAAAGGCUUGCAAAUGUUAAAGUGCCCAUCUUAUGACUGCUUUUCCACAAGUUAAAUAGGUGUAUGAGUUCCAUAAAGCAUGUUUCAAAAGUUGUUUGCUCAAAAUAGCUUGUAGGAAAAGAUUGUUACCCAUCUCUAGGAACCUCUGUUUCAGGGCAGUUCAGAUUGUGCCGUUUUGAGCUAGUCAUUACAUAUUUAUGAGCUGCUGCUCCUUUGAUCACGCCCCACUACUAACGUCAUGUGCGCGUGCAUAGUGAUAUCGUGAGCAGUACAGA
Misgurnus anguillicaudatus (oriental weatherfish) is the source of this 1671-nucleotide messenger RNA. The record is from RefSeq and is a predicted model, not a curated record. Lineage: Eukaryota; Metazoa; Chordata; Actinopteri; Cypriniformes; Cobitidae.